Messenger RNA from Cygnus atratus (black swan), 1810 nucleotides. It is a transcript of the gene RDH14, whose product is annotated as retinol dehydrogenase 14. Bases 24 to 1004 code for a protein of 326 amino acids. The transcript has 2 exons. The record is from RefSeq and is a predicted model, not a curated record. NCBI's taxonomy places the organism in Eukaryota, Metazoa, Chordata, Aves, Anseriformes, Anatidae.
AGCCUAACGCGGGGCCCGCUCCCAUGGCCGCGGCGGUGGCGGCGGCAGCGGUGCUGGGCGGGGGCCUGCUGCUGGCAGCCUGGCGCUGGCUGCGGCCCGCGGCCCGGCCCGGCGCCGGCUCCGCGGCCUCCAUGCGGGGCAAGACGGUGAUCAUCACCGGGGCCAACAGCGGGCUGGGCCGGGCGGUGGCCGCCGAGCUGCUGCGGAUGAGGGCCCGGGUCAUCAUGGGCUGCCGGGACCGGGCGCGGGCGGAGCGGGCGGCCAGCGAGAUCCGAGCCGAGUUAGCCGAGCGGGAGGCGGCCGAGGGCGGCGGGGAGCUGGUGGUCCGGCAGCUCGACCUGGCCUCGCUUAGCUCCGUGCGGGACUUCUGCCGACAGGUCCUCCAGGAAGAGCCAAGGCUGGAUGUUUUGAUAAAUAAUGCGGGGAUAUUCCAGUGUCCGUACAUGAAGACAGAGGAUGGUUUUGAGAUGCAAUUCGGCGUAAACCACUUGGGUCACUUCUUACUCACCAACCUUCUUCUGGGCCUCCUCAAAAAUUCUGCUCCAAGCAGGAUUGUGGUAGUAUCCUCAAAGCUUUACAAAUAUGGAGAGAUCAACUUUGAAGACUUGAACAGUGAAAUAAGUUACAAUAAAAGCUUUUGUUAUAGCCGGAGUAAACUGGCUAAUAUAUUAUUUGCAAGGGAGCUAGCACGUCGAUUGGAAGGGACGGGAGUCACUGUCAAUUCACUUCAUCCUGGGAUUGUCAGAACAAAUUUAGGCAGGCAUGUGAAUAUUCCUUUGCUGGCAAAACCCCUAUUCAAUUUGGUGUCAUGGGCUUUCUUCAAAACACCUCUGGAAGGAGCCCAAACUUCUAUUUAUUUGGCCUCUUCUCCUGAGGUUGAAGGUGUGUCAGGGAAAUAUUUUGGGGACUGCAAAGAGGAGGAACUCCUACCCAAAGCCAUGGAUGACUUGGUUGCAAGAAAGUUAUGGGAUAUCAGUGAAGUGAUGGUUGGAUUAUUGAAAUAAGUGCUGGGGUAUCUGCUAAAAAGGAAUGCAGAUAACUAUGCAAUGUGUAUUUGAAACAGUCUAAUUCUCACUUUGAGUGCUGUGGGAACACAGGUUAAUGCUCAGAAUUAUUUAAUAGAGGAGUGAUUUAUGCUGAAACUGUUUUGAAACAAAGGAUAAUCUUUAUUUAAUGGGUGCAGACUUUCAAGAAAAAUCUGAAAUAAAGUUUGAGGGUGUGAAUAUUUCUGAUUAAAUCUGUUCAGAAACUCAUGUUCUACAAAUAAAUAUUAAACAAAACUGUGUUUUGCAGUGUAUAUGCCUAUUUGUCACGUUCUACUACUUCGUAGUCAGACUGGACAAUGCAGGGUGUUGAUGGUGAAAUGCUUUUCAUGUAAAACAGUUUUAAGAAGAGAUCCUAACACUAAGAUUUUUGUCUUUGAGCCAUCACAACGAAAGCUGGAGUAAACAGUUUUACUGGUAUCUUGCACUGUAAUCAUUAGGCCUGAGUGCCAUUCAAAGACUUGUCAUUAGCCAAAUGCUUCAGUGAACAAAAUUAUUGGGAGAUAUACAGUUUAGCUGUGAAGCACAAAGUUGGCUUUUUUUUCGAGUACUGUAACUGCCAUUCACUGAGUGUAUACACUCUGUUGUGCAAGCUGUAUUUUUAUUUUCACAUAUGCUGAACUGGCUAUUUCUUGAUACGUGUACUGCUUACGUUUCAUUAAAAAUGUAGUUGACAUGUCUUGUGGUCUCGAUAGGGCUUUGCAUGUCAUGAGUUGUGUCCAUGCAAAGUUCACAAGACUUCAACCAGAUUAAACUGAAGUGAAUAU